CUCAAAUACAAUCAGUGACAGCAAGGUUUGUUGUCAGGAAGUUGCACAAAAAAAAAAAAAGUUACUGAUUGACAAAACACCAACAUGAACUAUCGAUGCUCUUCUUGAGGGAUAAAACUGUCAAAAGGAGCAGGUCAUGAACGAGAAUUUUAACAGAGCCCCCGGAGCAGGGAGAAGCCGCAAUCUUCCAGCAGACUCCGGACUACCGAGUGCGGUUUGGAACAGUGACAGUAACGUGACGCUUUUCAACCAAAGGGAACCUUUGAGACAGCCGAGAACAUAUCCAGCUCCCGGCGACUGCAACAUUACUACAGCCACGGAAAAUGGCGCUGGUGGAGGCAGUAAAAGACAGAGCAAAGGCCAUCAAAGCAUAAACACCAACAGCCCUUCUGUCGCCAGUGGGUCUAAUCAUUUGGAUUCCUUGGUUGAGUCCUCCAAACUCUCUGCCAGUGCUCCAGAGUUUGUCCCUGCUGUUGUGUACCAAAAUGAUACUUUUUAUGACAACGAUGAAGACAAUUUCAGCGCUCCAUCUUUGGCUGAUAUGGUCAGAGACUUCCUUUGCCACCUGAGCUCCUCACCUGGAAUGUUUGAGUCAGACGUUGAAUACAUAACAAGCGUGCUUAACUCCUUCAUUACCACAGAGGAGUUGUUGGCAGAGCUGGUGGAGCUGAUCUACACAGAGUCCACAGCCAUUCCCAACUUUGCCUAUACAGGCGCGCGACUGUGUAACUAUCUGUCCCAUCAUCUUAGUCCGCCCAGCGGGAACUUUCGUCAUCUGCUCUUGAUAAGGUGUCAAAAAGAAUUUGAGCAGAGAGAUGUGGCCAUACGAGGAGAUCCAGAAACUCAGAAGAAGUUCCACGCCUUUGUGCUCUUUCUAGGAGAGCUCUAUCUUCAUCUGGAGGUAAAGAGUAGCAAAGGACCUUUAAACCGAGCUCAGAUUCUUUUGACUGCAUUGCGGGACCUGUUGAGCACUUUACUCUCCAAUCCUGUAGAUGCAAACAUCAUCUGCGCAGUUAAACUACUCAAGCUAACAGGCUCUGUCCUGGAUGAUGCUUGGAAAGAAAGUGGGGAACCGCACAUGGAGGAGCUGAUACAGAGGAUUGAAACCAUAGUACUGGAUGCUACAUGCAGCAGGGAUGUCAGACAAAUGCUUCUAAAGCUAGUGGAGUUGAGGUCUAGUGACUGGGGAAGAGUGUGUGCCGCCGUGGCCAGCAAUGCUACACCCGACAACGACCCCAACUACUUCAUGAAUGAGCCCACAUUCUACACAGAGGACGGAACUCCUUUUACAGCAGCAGACCCAGAAUACGCUGAGAAGUAUCAAGAAAUCCUGGAGAGGCAAGACUAUUUCCAUGAUUUGUGUGAGGAAAAUGAAAAUGAUGAAUACGACUUUGACGACGAGAUGGAUCCUGAGAUUGAAGAAGCUUUUGAGAAUUUCUGCUUGGAGUCUGAGAGGAAACGGCAACAAUGACACCAAGGAGUAGUUGAUGUCAAGCAUACAGAACAGUUCUUCGCCAUAAAGUUGUAAAACAAAACAAAACAAAAAACAACUAUCAGCCUCCAAAUAUUUCACAAAAAAAACAUUUUAACAAAGCUGUUUAUAGUCGCACUUCAGAGUCUGACACCUUUUAUUUCCUCAAGUCUGUGUAGGUUAGAAAAAGAAGACAAUGGUUAAAAAAAAUGUUCAGAUAUUAAUAUUUUUUUCUGUCCUGGAAGUUCCCAUUGUUUGUUUUUGUUUUCCAGAAAUGUAUUUUACUUGUCUUGAGGGACAGAGUGCUGUGAAUUUUCUGCUGUGGGGUUUGUUUUUCUCAUUUCCAAAUUUGUUCACAACAUGCACAAGUCUAUGUUAACAUCUGAAAUUGUUUAAAUUGUCUCAUCCUGAAUGUAGGCCACAAUCUUGGGGUCAACUCAACUGCAUUAGGCGUUGGUCGUAAUCUCAAACUGCAAAGACUGUUGUUUUUUUUCACCCCCUCAGAGCCCGUGUUAAGGAAUGUUGUUUUAUAGUGUUGGCAUUUUAUUUAUAGUAUUGUUUGCCUGCAAUAAAAUCUUUAUGUGA
Messenger RNA from Dunckerocampus dactyliophorus (ringed pipefish), 2056 nucleotides. It is a transcript of the gene paip1, whose product is annotated as poly(A) binding protein interacting protein 1. Gene Ontology annotation, biological process: regulation of translational initiation. The record is from RefSeq and is a predicted model, not a curated record. Gene Ontology annotation, molecular function: protein binding; RNA binding; translation activator activity. Bases 137 to 1471 code for a protein of 444 amino acids. Lineage: Eukaryota; Metazoa; Chordata; Actinopteri; Syngnathiformes; Syngnathidae. The transcript has 12 exons.